UUUUUGUUUUCACAUCGUCAUUAUUCUUACGUAUGCAAUUUAUCUUUUAAGCGAAGUGUCUGAAAACAAUAGUCGUCAUCCCACAACUUAUCCUCUGCCAACAUCUAAUCGUGUUUAAACCGUUUAGACACGACAUUUUAGAUCAUGAGCAAUGGUCCAAAAAAUUACAAUGCGCAGUUGACUGCUGCAGCAGCUUCAACAGCGCUUCAUCGACCGACGACAUACAAUAAUGAUGAAAACUAUAAAAAUGUAAACUCGUUUCUUGGGAACCGCACAUCUACUUUCUCAAGUUCUACUUAUUCUCCUCAGUAUGACUAUUUACGAUCAAAGGCAAUGAACGUAACGUAUAAUCCAAGAACAAGUGGUGCAACCAAUCUGCGUAGUCAAAACUCGGUCUAUCUUCCUUCCUCCCCUGUUGCUAGUAAUUAUACACCCUCAAGUACUGGGAAACGAUACACUCUGACUUCCGCUUCUGCAAAAUAUCUCACAAAAUCUGAAAGACAGAGAAAUCCUACUAGUUAUGCGCACGAUUUUACUCCUUCUUUUCCUUCUCCUAUAGAGCGUCAACGUGCCCCGUCUAUCUCCAGUAACGUUUCGGAAACUCCGAGUCUCAGAACUUAUGAGGAACCUAGAUCACAAAUAAAGACACGUCAAUACGCUCAAGAAGGCCCUCAUCAACCCAGUAAUGUCGUUCAAACAACACAAGGAAAUGCGACCUCAACGAAACGCAUCCCUCUCUCCAAUCGAAACAGCUAUUUUGGUCCUCCUAUCUCCACUAUUAAUUCCGGAAAAGUUGGUGCGAGUAGUGUACCGUCUUCGCCAGUUGAUAUAAAAACUUCAUACUCGAGUGCAUCUCCUUUACAACGUUCCACUACCUUAGGUCGUCCUUCACCAGCGAUAACCCAGAAGUCAGCUUUAAAAAAGCAUUCUCCUGCACUUUCGGUUGACGGACAAUUGCCCGAGUCUAUCCCUAAGAAACACGUAAGUAUCUACGAGGAUAAGGAAGAUGAAAGGAUGAAUAACUCAUCAUCCGAGUCUCUUUAUGAGGAUGUUUCUGAAGAUUUUGAAGCUGCGCCAAUCGAAAUGAAUACAACACCUGCUUUUUAUGUUCCAUCAACAAAGCGCAUUUCUGUUAUCCCUUCUAAUGGUACUCGUAGUCCUUCCCGCUCCGUCAAGUCUGAUUCUAUGCAAUUUACAUCUUUAGAAGAUGCUGCAAGGAAAAGGGUUGAGGAAAUGCUAAAACAAAUGGACGAUACUAAAGUUCAUGGAAUGAGUCCUACAUCAAACAACAGUCGUCCGUUAGAGACGAUUCCUGAUGAUAAUAAGUCAUUUGUUUCAGAAAGCAGCUUUGAUCGCGAUGAAAACAGGGGCCGUGCUCAUAACCUAUUUGCUAAAUUAAAACCCAAAAGAUCUAGCUCAAAGGCAUCACGUGAUUUACCUUAUGGUCAUUUUGGUGCUUCUUAUAAUUCUUUGGAAGGCAAUGGCGGUGGCCGUUAUGCAAUGCGUGGGUCCUACCUAGGAAACCAACAACGUGAACCUAUUUACUCUCUUCGACAGCCAUCUCAAUAUGAUAAUAAUCGCCAAGGAAGAUCUUACACUUUUAGUGAUGCUGCCCCUAUGGCAGUGGAUAAUACAACGUAUGACAAUAGGUUUGCCAACGAUAGUGACAGUAUGCUGGAUGGUGAGCCUGUUCAAAAGCCCAAGAAAAAGGGAAAUAAGCUGAAAGCCUUAAAAAAACUCUUUAAAAUCAGAUUUUAGAAAAAGCGCCUAGUACUGACAGGUUCUAAAGUCCAUCAAUGUGUCUUUUGGUAUGUCUCACUAUCUUUAUUUGCUUGGCGGGUUCGUCUAUUUAUCAUUUACUGCUGCGGAAUCUUUUUAAUCUAUAAUUUAUUAUUACUGCACAGUCAUUGCACUGUUGUUUAUGUUAUUUACCUCUGCUAAUCUUAUAUAUUGACUAUACGUUGUGAUGUUAAUUUACAUCCUUUUUCUUUUUGGUGGUAUUUUUGGUGAAUAAUACACAUUCUAUAUACUAAACACUAUCAACAUAGUAAAUUUCAGGAAAAAAAGAACGGUUUGAUACCACUACGAUGGUCACGACUGGCAAGGUCCUCUAAGUAUUUUCUCGAUAAAAUUUCCGUAAUUGUAGGUUCUCUUUCUUCCCAGUUCAUUAUAGUUUCUUUGAGUAAAAACCUGUCGGUGUAUUCUUGGUAAUAACCAAUCUGUUCCUUCAAAUCAUCAUUAGGAUUGUAGCGAACCGGUUCGACGUCAACGAAGGACCCUUGGCCAUCAACUGGAUAACCGUUUUCCAUGCUUGAUAAACCAUCCAUCAGUGAAACUCUGCAACUCUCUGCAUCACUCAUAAUUUCAGGGGAGUGGACGGUUAACUUUUCAUCUUCUGAUUCAAGCUCAAUGAUUUCCACGGAGCCAAUGUUUUCUUUCUCUUCUACGUCUGAUGGCUUCGAGUUUUUUACCAGGUGUUGAUGAUCUGACUUAACACGCGGUACUUUAUCAGAUACUGACCUAACCGGUAUACGAUUAAUAGCAUUAGUAUGAGUAUCGUUUAAAUUCAAGGAAUCCUUAUGCUUGUCAUUGGAUUUCAUAUACGAUAAACGAGCGCAACCAGUUGAAAAAGAAUAUCUAGUAUGUUUUGGUUCAUCUUUAUAAACGACCAGUGCGUCGCAAUUUGAAUCAUUGUCUUGAUUAUCAUUAUCCGAACUUUCUAUCGCAUUUUCAGAAUAGUUUUCACGGACAGCUGAUAUCCAUGAGACUAAAGGAUCGUAAUUAGAAGUUUGGUUGCCUGGGAAUUCCAUUGCCAAACGAGCAGCAAACGACGAGACUCGUUUAUUAUUUAAAUUAGAAGCUUUGUUCUCUUUAAAUCCUUUCAUACUUAAUUACUGAAAUGAUCAGGUUGUUGCUUGCGUUACAAAGAUACCACUUGCUAAAUAUGCUCAACGUAAACAUACAUACAUAAACAAACAAAAGUAAUGUUGAUCUUGAACAAUCAGGUAAAACUUUCUUUCAGGUUAACUAACAUAACAUUGAACAAAAUGCUAACAUAUCGGCUGACAAUCUUUUAAAUGAAAAUGAACGAAAAACUAACUUUUCUAAUUAAUGUUCAAUAAAAACGGGUACCACUUAAAAAGUUUGUCUGCAUAAAUAAACAGCGUUACAUAGAUGACUAUCAGGACUUUUUUAUCGGUUGAUCAAAGACAGCUCAUAACAUUCAGCAUUCACAGGUAUUGGAGGUUACUCCUGAAAUCCUUUCAGCCGUUUUUUUGAGUAAUUUGCAUUUUGGAACCCUCA
Molecule: messenger RNA, 3303 nt
Organism: Schizosaccharomyces cryophilus OY26
Lineage: Eukaryota; Fungi; Ascomycota; Schizosaccharomycetes; Schizosaccharomycetales; Schizosaccharomycetaceae
Exons: 1
Coding region: 145-1758 (537 amino acids)
Source: RefSeq, a predicted model, not a curated record